UCAAGGCUGAAUUUGAACAUUGUUCCUACUGGAGACCUGUGGGAUUCCUACACUUCAGAGUCCUACCUUGUCACAAGCUGAGCAGCUUAAAACUGCCCAUCAACAGGACAAGGACUAGGACUGCCAGAGUAAGCUUAUGGUGAGGAACAGGCAGAGGAAGGCAGAGGCAAGCGCUUUCAGACAGAGAAUAAGAGAGAAUAUAAACCAUGAUGAUGUUAACCCCACUCCCUGGGGAAAGAAGAACUAAGAACUGUUGUUGGAAAACGCCCUACUCUAGCUAACUUGUGUCUCCUAUCAAGAGAAGGCAAGAAAAUGAGUGAAAAGCAGGCAGCAGUGACCUUCGAUUAUCUCACUAAAGUCAUCAUGGAUUCACUCAUCGCAGCAAACACUCACUUUGGGUUUCGCCUUUUCAAAGAGUUGAAGAAAAUACAUGAUGGCAACAUCUUGUUUUCUCCUGUUGGUAUGUCAACCGCCAUUGGCAUGCUUUUCCUGGUGACCGGAAGAGCCACCGCCUCCCAGUUGCAGAAGGUGUUCAACCUUGAAAAAGAUACAGAAAGUACCAGAGUAAAGGGCGAAGAAAAAAAGAUUGAGGAGACAGAAGAGAUACACGAGCAAUUCCAAACGUUUUUGAAUGAAAUAAGAAAACUCUCAGAUGAUUAUGAAUUGUACCUAGCCAAUAGACUGUUUGGAGAGAAAACAUAUCUCUUUCUUCAAAAAUAUUUAGAUUAUGUUGAGAAAUAUUACCACGCAUCUCUGGAACCUGUUGAUUUUGUGAAUGCAGCUGACCAAAGUCGAAAGAAGAUUAAUGCUUGGGUUGAAAGCCAAACAAAUGAAAAAAUCAAGGAUCUGUUUCCAGAAAACUCCCUGAGUAGCUCCACCAAGCUGGUGCUGAUAAAUGCAAUUUAUUUGAAAGGGAAAUGGGAUAAGGAGUUCAAAAAAGAAAAUACCAAGGAGGAGGAAUUUUGGCUAAAUAAGAGUGCAAGUAAAUCUGUGCAUAUGAUGGCACAGCGCCAUUCUUUUAGCUUUGUUUAUCUGGAGGACUUGCAGGCCAAAAUUGUGGAGAUCCCAUAUAAAAACAGUGAGCUCAGCAUGUUUGUGCUUCUGCCCAAUGAUAUUGAUGGUCUGGAGAAGAUUGUAGAUAAAGUAAGUCCUGAGAAGUUAGUGGAAUGGACCAACCCGGGACAAAUGGAAACAAGGAACGUGAGUCUGCGCUUGCCUCGGUUCGAAGUGCAGGACACUUACGACCUGGAGGCUGCCCUGGUAGCUCUGGGGUUGGGAGAAGCUUUCAGCGAGCAGAAUGUGAACUGCUCAGGAAUGUGCCUGCAAUCUGAGCUGCAGGCCCAGAAGUUCCUGCACAUGUCCUUCCUGGAGGUGACCGAGGCUGGCACUGAGGCCACUGCAGCCACCAGCAUGGCCUUUACUGUCUCAUCAGACUCAGACUGUGAAUAUGUUCAUUGUAAUCAUCCGUUCAUCUUCUUCAUCAGACAUAAUGAUUCCAACAACAUCCUCUUUUUCGGGAGAUUUUCUUCUCCUUAAAACCGUCAGGGAGGCAGGCAUCGUGGCACGUGCCUAUAAUCCUACUGCUCUAGGAGGCUGCGGCGGAUCUUGCAUGGUCCCGUCCUGGGCAACAGAGUGACUUAGCAAGAACUUGUCUCAAAAUAAAAUUUUAAUAAAUGGACUGGGGAUGGCAUGGGUUCAGCCCCACUAUGAGAGGAGGUAUAAGAUGGGGAGGUAGGGAGUGAAGCGGGGGGGAGAUCAUGGCUUUUCUUAGAAAAUGACAAGCUGAGUUGAAGCUGAAUUGAAGUAUUAGUAGAAUUAUGGAAAGUGUCCAUGCAUUGCAAUUCCAAUCUUGCCAUUAAAUCAAUGAUUUAAUGACCACAAUAAAGUAUGUUUAUAACUUUC
This is a messenger RNA of Cavia porcellus (domestic guinea pig), 1902 nucleotides long. It is a transcript of the gene Serpinb13, whose product is annotated as serpin family B member 13. Gene Ontology annotation, molecular function: serine-type endopeptidase inhibitor activity; structural constituent of ribosome. The transcript is spliced from 8 exons. Gene Ontology annotation, cellular component: ribosome. The record is from RefSeq and is a predicted model, not a curated record. Bases 313 to 1536 code for a protein of 407 amino acids. Gene Ontology annotation, biological process: translation. NCBI's taxonomy places the organism in Eukaryota, Metazoa, Chordata, Mammalia, Rodentia, Caviidae.